This is a messenger RNA of Bemisia tabaci, 5216 nucleotides long. Lineage: Eukaryota; Metazoa; Arthropoda; Insecta; Hemiptera; Aleyrodidae. The record is from RefSeq and is a predicted model, not a curated record.
UGUGUGGUGGUGGUACUUCAGAUGCCGCAAAAUUUUCUCGGGAUGCUGUGACAAGCGUGGUUUCUGGUGUUGAUCCGUUCACAAUUUUUUAAUUUUGAAAACGUCUUCUUUGUGCCGUCGGUUUAUUUCUCUCGUCAGUCAGUAGACCCUCGGUUUACAGUGACCCAGCGUGUCAAUUUACUGCAUUGCUCACUUCUCAACUACCUCACUUUCUUUUUUUUUCUCUGUGUUGUGUGUUCGAGCCUGACUAUCGAAGCCUCUGAAGUCAGAACGAUUCCUCUGAUCCUCAAAUUCUUCAAUAUCACAUGGAUGUAACAGUUUGCUUCUCUGAAUUUUUUAAGCCUCUUUUAAUAAUUAUCUGCUGAACGUAGGCUAAAUAUUUAGGAGUUAAGUUUUGUUUAUGCAGACACUUAACAAUUUAUUCUACAAUGUCCCUAAAAAAGUGUGUGUCUCAGUUGAGUCUCUCCGCUAGAUCAUUGAAUUUUACUCCGUGUGUAGCCUCAUCGGCUCAGCGUGGAGAUCUUGCCGACAAUGGGAAAGUGAGAUGCCGAUUCAUCAGCACUGGCGGAGUAUCAUCAUUUGUAAGGUGCCAGUCUGCAUCUUCAGGGUUACAACAGGAACUUCCUGAACGUAGAAUCUUGAGGUCUCAUUCUACCGUGACCCCUAGCGUGCCAAAAGCUGCAGUAAAAACAGCAGUGAGCAAGGAUCUAAGUAGGGAGUUUAUGGCCAGAUUUCCAGAUCUGGUUCGAGAUUUAACGGAAGCAGGAAGGCAUCUGGAUAUUCCCGAAGUCACAAAAUGGUUCGCCAAGGUUCUCCAGUACAACGUCCCGGGAGGCAAAAAAAAUCGAGGUUUAGCUGUCGUAAGUGCCUACCAAAUAUUAACUCCACUUGAGAAACAGACUGAAGCUGACAUCAGAAUGGCUCAUAUCCUGGGCUGGUGUGUUGAAAUGUUGCAAGCAUUCUUAUUGGUCGAAGAUGACAUCAUGGACCACUCCAAGACCAGGAGAGGGCGUCCAUGUUGGUAUCAGCUAGAAGAAGUUGGGACAUCUCAAGCGAUCAAUGAUGGAAUCCUCCUGGAACAAGGCAUUUAUCAGAUUCUUCGAAGACAUUGCAAAAACCAACCGUACUACCUAGAUCUCUUGGAGCUGUUCCAUGAUGUUACGUUCAAGACAACAAUGGGGCAAUCACUGGACAUCUCUACCUCUAACAGUAUUAAUAGAGAGACUAACAGACUGGACAAAUUUACAAUGGAUCGGUACAAUGCUAUCGUGAAGUACAAGACUGCCUAUUACUCUUUCCACCUACCAAUCGCCAUUGCCAUGUACAUGGUUGGGAUCAAUGAUCAAGAAAUCCACAGGCAGGCAAAAAUCAUUCUACUAGAGAUGGGACACUUUUUCCAAGUUCAGGAUGACUUUUUAGAUUGUUACGGUGAGCCUGAAAUCACUGGUAAAAUAGGAACUGACAUUGAGGAUGGAAAGUGUUCCUGGCUAGCAGUGGUCGCCUUGCAAAGAGCAACACCAUCCCAAAGAGCCCUCCUGGAGCAAUGCUAUGGAUACAACGACCCAGAGAAGGUAGCUGCUGUCAAACAAGUUUAUCAACAGUUGGGUCUGCCUCAAAUCUAUUCAAGGUACGAAGAAGACAGCUACAAUUUAAUCUCAACGCACAUCCAACAGUUGUCAACAACAAGAGGACUUCAUCAUGAGUUAUUCUUCAAAGUGCUCGAAAAAAUCUACCGCAGAGAAAGCUAAACUAAUUACUUCCCUAAAGCUCUUGUCAAAACAUUUCAUGAAACGCUUUCAAUAUCAUCCAACCGUAUAACUCUAACCUUUGGUCCUAAAUCCGAGCUGUAUUGAUUUAUAGUUGGUACAGUACAAAUUAGUAGUUGAGGUAAAGCUGGUAAUACUGUCAAUGGCAAUGUAGCAGUGAGAAAGUUUAAAGUUAGCAUUCUAAAUUUUGGGUUGGUAGUGGCACUUGAAGUAACCAAGAAUUGUCGAGUAGCCAGUCACAAUUAAUUUGACAAAGUCAAAACUCAUUUGAACACUUAUAUUUCAUAUCUGCUCAAGCUUCUUCGCAUCUGCCAUCACCAAGACGUCAGCAUCCAUUUUUUCUGCGUAUGUCUGGAUGAUGGGAACUGCCAAAAAGCUUCAAAAUGAAAUAAAGUAUUCAGGUAAAUUUUGACUUUGUCUGCCUAAUCGCAGCUGGCUUUCCUACAAUUAUUAAUUAGUAAAGAAGGAACUAAGAUAGUUUAGAGGCUGUACUUUUAACGUAGGUUCAUUAUAUCGCCAUUUUUGAUUCUCAUGACUUUACCUCACCUACUUAUUUGAAUUGUACUCACCACAGCAACCUCUGUUCUAGUCCUGUCAAUGCAAUCAGACCAAACAAAAAAGUCAAUGUUCAGACUUCACCUUAACCUCGGAAAUGUUUUCCAUGACUGAAAAUCACAUAACUGUAUUGAAAAUUGAUUUUUGUCCUCUGAGAAGCACCCAGAUCAUUAGAUUAUGCCACGAUUUCAGUAUAAGCACCAUUUCUACCAAAUGAGUUUGUAUAAAAACUGAGCCAAUGGGUAGUUAGUCUACCCACAAUGAAAAUUCGGUAGUUGUGCCGUCCUCAACAGUUGAAUUACUCAGGAUUAGAGCAGAUUUGUAAUUAUUUUAUGGAGACAUUGAAACAGAUUAACCAUGAAAAUCCCUAUCUUUUAAGGACGACAAAUUGCUCAUUUUAAGUCGUUUUGCAAUUAACUUGUGGUCACUCGGUUUCUGUGUCUCUCUUGUCGUUUGUACUUUUUUGUGUUAAACUUUUUUUUUUCUUUUAGCCCUGUGACAGUGAUGAUUUUCUUCUUCUUCAUGUAGAAUAGAAUUAAUUAUCAGUAAAAUUCCCAACCCUUCUAAAUCACUUUAAUUUAGCAUUAAAAAUGUCUCUUGUGUUAGGAUUUUUACCGAUUUUUCUACGAGCACAUAUAGUAUUACUUUAAGAUUCACAACAUAUAUUAAAUCUAUUCUACAUAUUCAUAAAACCCAUUUUGUAUCCAGCUCCUCCCCACUCUACAAGUACUCUUUUCAGUAAUUCAUGGCAAUAGGUUGUCACUGACUGAUUACAUAUUUAUUUUCCUAAUUUCUUUUUAAUCAGUGUUGACUUUACUUAAUUAUAGGUUUUUCUGCAUUUUCUCUUGAAGUAUGUAUUUUUAGCUAUGGUGUAUAGCUCAGCCAUCUGGACUUUCUAAUUUUUUAUGUUAUUUUUCUUCUCUAGUUUUUUUGUGAGGCAUGGUGCAUGAGGCAAGCAUAGAGUUCAACAAGAUUUUUUUUUCAAUCAGGGAACUGCUCAAUGCUCACAACAGAAAAAUUGAAAUAAAUUGCGACUUUUUCUGGAAAAACUUUUUAUGCAUCCUCAACAUUUUUCACAUUUUUGCCCGUAUUAUGCGCAGAAAUUAAUUUUAAGAUAAAUGCCAUCAAGACUUUUCAGGAGCUCGAAAAAAAUUUAAUCUUUUGAGAAAUUCAAAGUUUAAGGUAUUAAAAGAAGGGCAUUGGGCAAAAAAUAGGUUUGCAAUUUUUUAACAUCGUUAGUCUAUGAGGAAAAUUCAUUUUUACAUCUUGUAAACUUCAAGACGAAAUUUUAAUGGUUUCUUUUUAAUUUGUUGGCACAAAAAAUCGAUAAGUGUUGAUAUUUACCUUGUGACCUUUACCUCGAUAGUUACAAAAGGUUCUUCCAGAAAACAUCACUUAAUUAUAAGGAAGCAAUAUCUUUGUAAGCAAUAAUUUCAAAAGAUGUAUUUCCUUUUUACUACAGAUCAGCAUGAGAAGUUGAAUGCUUGGAAUGUAAUUUUGAUGAAAUUAUUGCUAAAUAUGAUUGUUUUGAGCAUAUCAUCUGAGUAUGUUCGUAACCAAGCAACUUCAAGAAUUGCAUUUGGGAACUGAAGCAAUCUACAAUUUUACAAGUGCAUUAGGAGGGUUAAUUUGUUGAAGGUUGUAUGUAUUCAGUCCAAUGCUAGUAUAGAUAGGCAGUAAGAAAUUAGAUGCUUCCAAAACGUGUGUAAUUAAGGUUAGAUGCAGAAAACUUUUUCAUAAUUUUAAUCACCAUUUAAAAGGUUGGUCAAAGCCUUGCACGGAAGAGAGCCUAAUUUCAUAUUCUACAUGACUGUGUCUCUGAUAUUCUACUCUUGAAAUAAUCCUAAUUUGGAACAGCUCAAUUUUGUAAAGCUCCCUUUUACGCAACAAAUUUUAUAAAGCCAGAAAAUUCUCAGGAAAAAUUAGCAAUUUUGUUUUUUUUCUAUUUGGUCAAAUGUAGCGUCUGAAUCUGAAGUUAUUCCUCGUAAAUUGAGCGGAAACUUUACUUUUUUUUUCUUUCCAUGCCCUGACGAUUGAAGCUAAUUUUUGAUAAUCUUUUUUGUCACUUCAAAUUUUUAUGUAACCUAGGAAUUAAUGUUGUAUCAAAAAAAAAUUCUAUUUGUGUAAUUUAAUAAUGUGAUUAUAAUAAAUUUACUCCUAGAAAAAAUCAGUUACAAUGAAUGAAUGGAAAAUAAGUCACCAAAAAUUAUCCAUCCUUUUGGUGAUGAUAAUUUUGUAAUAAUCAAUGAAUAUAUGUCUAGAUCUUUUGAUAUCCAUCAUCAGAAUUCUUUAGGUGUUAAAUGUAUUCUCUGUUUUUCUGAGCUAUAAGGAUGGAUUUUAAAGUGCAGAUGUUUUUACUAACGGUGCUACCCUUCUUCUCUCUCAACCUGUAAGGAAAUAGGCAGUUUUUCCUGUGGAUCCCUUCGUAAUCGAAAGUUUGGCAAAACACCACCGAAGGAAUUGCCUUUUCUUUUUCAAUUCGAAAAACGAAUUUAAAUCUUUUAAUUUUCCCCUGUGUUUCAAUAUAUUCACUUCAAUUUUAGAAUUAUCUAUCACAGUGUUAGCAUUUGAUUCUCUGUUAUCAAAUAAAAUUUAAUAGUUUCAUGCGAAGGCAGUCCUCUGUAUCAUUGGAUAUUUAGCCAUAAAUGAUCUAUUCCAGAUUUUGAUGUAUCACUGCUGAGCAGGUAUGAAAAGCAAAAAUCGAUUGUCUAUCAUAAGUUUUGCCUUGUCAUAAGUUGGAUUUUAUCUGUUUUCCUCUCAUAUGUUUAUCUUAUUUGUUCUAUGAACUCUUUAUGUUAUGGUUAUUAUUCAGAUUUUUUUUCUUUUAAUCUCUCGAGAAUUUGUAUUUUUAAAACAGAAAUUAAUAAACCAGUGUUUAUUAUUUUAUGCAAUAUA